Messenger RNA from Dama dama (fallow deer), 2172 nucleotides. It is a transcript of the gene ANKDD1B, whose product is annotated as ankyrin repeat and death domain containing 1B. Gene Ontology annotation, molecular function: protein binding. NCBI's taxonomy places the organism in Eukaryota, Metazoa, Chordata, Mammalia, Artiodactyla, Cervidae. The record is from RefSeq and is a predicted model, not a curated record.
AUGAGCUCCUACAAAUCACUGUCUUUGGUGCACACUAAACUCAGGCGGCCCCGCCCGGGCAGGACUGCAGCCCCGGGCGAGGCGCCCGCGGCGGAGAGCGGCCCCUGCGGUGCGCGGCGCCCGCGCGGGCCGGGCCUCGGGGACCUGGAGCCCGGCUUGCCCGCCCCCGGGCGCAGGGCGGAGGCGAGGGGGCUGUGGGAGGACCUGAGGGGCGCGGCGGGGCCCGAGAUGGGCCUGUCCCGGGGCCCCCAGCAAGAGCGGCCGCAGGAGGAGGCGGCGGCGGCCGGACACGAGUUCCAGCUGCCAAAUGAGAGGAGCUUCCAGCAUGCUGCUAAAAGCAAUAAUUUGUAUCUUACGGAGAAGCUGUUUGAAAAGAAGGUUAAUAUUAAUGCUGUGAACAAUAUGAACCACAUAGUCUUGCAUUUUGCAGUGGGGACAAAUCGUUUAUCUGCUGUGGAUUUCUUGCUUAAUCACAAGGUCAGGGUGGAUACUGCUGAUAAGCAUGGCUUGACACUUCUUCACCUUGCAGCCUGGUCUGGAAGUCUCGAGAGCGUGCUCAUGUUGGUUAGAGCUGGAGUGGACCAGAGAGCCGAGAGGCAGGAUGGAGUGAAUGCCCUUCACUUUGUAGCUCAGAGCGAUAACAUGCACAUCGUGGACCACCUCAUUCAAGAUCUGUACCUGGAAGACCUGGACCAGCCUGAUGAGAAGGGAAGAAAACCAUUUCUUUUGGAGGCAGAGAGGGGCCACAUCGAAAUGAUAGAAAAACUUUUCUUCCUUAAUCUGCAUACUACAGAAAAGGACAAGGAGGGGAGCCCAGCCCUGCACCUCGAAGCAAAGCGUGGGCACAACCCUGUGGUCCUGAUGCUCACCCAGUCACCAGAAAUAGAUGAGGUCAGUGAGAUCAAUAUCAGUGCAACCCAGAAUGGCCGUGCAUCACUUGUCAGCUUUCUUCUCAGUGAGAACGUUGAUCUGCACCAGAAGAUGGAACCGAAGGUGUCCCCUCUUCAUUUAGCUGUUCUCAACAACCAUGUCACAGUGGUGAACAGCUUAUUAAGUGCACGGCAUGACGCUGAUAUCUUAAAUCUGAGGCUGCAGACUCCUUUGCAUGUAGUUGCUGAUCUUGGAAAUGUGGAACUUGUGGAAACCCUGCUGAAGGCUGGCUGUAACUUGAAGAUUGUUGACAAGCAAGGGAAGACUGCCCUGGCUGUGGCCGCAAGGAGCAGCCGCAGCCUCUGCAUGGACGUGCUCAUCAAAGCUGAGAGGCACUAUGCCUAGAGAGACUGGCCAGGGCCCUGUGAGUGUGGUUUCACGCCUCUCGUCCUGUGCUGUUCCGUCCGUGGCGUGACCAGCUGCAUCUCCUCCUCUCCAUCCUGUGUUAGUCGCAGUGGUGGGAGCAGAAGAGGAGGGCUCAGUGGGGCCAAGCAGGCCCGUCUACGCUGCUGGCUGUGCCUGCCGUCACAGUCUCUGGCUAGAUAUGGUUCCUUCUGGAAGUUCCCAGACUCCCAUUCUACUAAGUGGUCAGGUGUCAUUCGGAUGGCUUCCGUUCACAAAGUCCAGAUGCUAGAGAAAGGUCUUGCCGUGCCCCUCCGCCAAGUUUUCUGGGAGUUUUUGUGGACCUUCCGGAGGAGGCCAAGGCACCCCCGUGUGUUUCCUCAGAAGUGGCGAGCAGGCUGGGGUAGAGGCGCGGGACACAGCGUGGCAAAAGGCCUCACGCUUCCUGAGAGCAGAGUGAGAACGUCAAGGGACACAUCAACCCGCUCUACUCUGACGUUCAGGCAGGAUCACAGCCUGGAGACCAGGCACAUUCGCCGUCUGCUCCGGCACCCGGCUUACUGUCAGCUGAAGGCCAAUGAGCGGCAGAGGCUGGCCCGUUCGCGGAACUUUACACACGCCCAGAGGGGUGCCUCCUUGAGCCGAAGAACCAGUGAAGGAAGGGCUUUCAUGCACUGGGCUUCCUAUCUCACAGCUGCCAGAGGGGGAAUGAACCUGCAACCACAGCUAUGUGGAAAUCGAGUCAGAACUGAGUUCCCCGGAAGCAGGCGUCAGCAUCUGCCCUUUGUGCUUGGCUCAGGUAAGGAGAGCUUCUGCGAACACGGCCACAGGGCUCUGCUCACUCGGCUGCACGGGGCCCUGGCGACCCAGGCCACGCCGGUCAAGCUCCUACCUGUAUAA